AUGUGGGUGCCGUUGCCAGGAUGGGAGACUCUGGGAGGCGGAGGCGACGGACUCGAGGCCGCGCCACGUGCCAGCUCAAUUCUCCAGAAACCCCCGCAGAGACGCGUGUGGAGCGAUGGCCACUUUGCCUUCCGGUCCGUCCUGGCAACGAAGCAUGCGCCGAGCGAGACGCUGUGUCCGGAAAAGGGUUCGGCGAAGGGUUCGGCGAAGAGGCAGAGCGAGACGCUGACGAAUCGGAGGGACACCGGACUGGAAGCAGCGGCAAGGCGGGGGCGAGUGACAGCAGUCCGGGAAGACCGUCGAAUCCCACGCGACGGCUCCCUCAGCGCGACUCCGCCGGAACCUGGCCCGGAGCACAGCACGGCGACGGCAGAAGCGGAGAGGGGAGAAGGCGAAUGCACCGGCAAAGCGGAAGGCAAGGAGGAUCGCGUCUCGGCGGCUUCACUACAGGGUGAACAAAGGUCGCUGCCGAGGCUUGGCUUAUCCUCUUGCGUUGUGAAGACGUACCACAAGUUGGACGAGGAGAUCUUCGUUCCCUUCUCCAGCUGGCCGAUGAAGCGGCGCCAAGUCAUCCAGAGGGUCGUGGAGUUUCACAGGCGCAUUCGCCAUCCUCACGUCGCCCAGCUGCUUGCGGUGGGCCUUAUGCGCUCGCCUGAUCGCUCGCCUUCGUCGACCGUCGAAGCGACCCCUCUGUCCCCUGCUGAGCGGUCGGAAGAGCGGCGUCCACGGACGGUGUCCUCUCCGGAUUCGCAUUCGUCCUCGUCGUCUCUCUGCGAUUGGCCGUUCGCCUCCGUCUCUUUGGUUCUCCAAGACGGCGGCGUCCCGCUGGCCCAGAAACUUCGCGAUCUCCCCUCGAGACCCGCCAAAGCGCAAACGGACUCCCACGGCUCUCAGGGCCUUUCGAGUGCAAUCGGAGGGAACGGAGAAGGCAGCGAAACGCGGACGCUGCCCAGCACUUCGCCGUUUCCCCCGCCCCCUGCUAGUGGCGACGCCUCCAUGGUGUACUGCGUUCCCGUCCGUGACGUUCGAACGGCGGAAAAUACUCGCGGAGCUCACGCGAUGGUCGCAGCGAAACGGAGAUUGCUUGUUUCUGUGGGUGAAGCCUCAGGCGCGUCGUCUGUCGCCGGAGAGUGCAAGGCGCCUCGGGAGGGCUCCACGUACGUUUUAUUGGAGGCGACCGCUCGAGAGGUUCUUCGGCAGCUGGUCUCUGCUGUACGGGCCUUGCAUGCGGAACGCAUCUUUCACUUGGACAUCAAACCUGGAAACGUGGUUGUCGCUGAACCCUUCGCUCCCGCGCUCGUCCGCCGAGUGUCUCUUCACCCGACGGUUGCCUGGGGGUCGAAGCCUCUGGAGUCGGCGCAGCGGCCGGAGGGCCAUCGGCAGCGAGAUUCAAACACGCGACAGGGGAGCGAUUUGAGGGUGGUCGCUCGCGACGAAACACUGGCGAACCUGGCCGAGAAACCUUCAGUCGGCGGCGGACGGACGGGUCGGAAUCACCAGGCGAGCCGAGACAGCGACGCGGGGAAAAACACGGAUGCGGACGACGGCAGCGAUACAGAAGACGCAAGCGGAAGCAGCGACGCCACGGAGAGGCGCCGAGAGCCGGCACUUUACAGACAGGAACGGCGUGUGAAGGAGACGGGAGCACCCCGCAUCCGUUGCCUUCUUGUUGAUUUCGACAGCGCCCAGAGUGGCGUGAAAGGAACGGCAUGCGUCCAUCCGGGAGGCACCUCUCGCGUGUUUAUUCCCCCUGAGGAAUUUUGCCCGUUGCCGAGCGCGCCAGACUCUGAAGCUUGCGGGGGACCCAGCGCGGCUUCUGAGCAGGAAACGACGGGGCAGACUACCCGCCCGUUCCUGAACGCCUGUCUUCUUGGUCUCGGUUCCCUGGACAGCUCCGAGGCGUUCUUGGAUGGAGAGAAAAAAGACGUCUGGGCUCUUGGCUGUCUCCUCGCCAUUCUCUUGACAGGUCGGCACCCCUUCCUGCGGCCGGCCGGUUGGAGCGACGGCUGGUGCGCUCCCUCCGGCGCUGGACUCACUUUGCCCGCGACGCAAAACAAAUCUGGAAACGCCCAAGUCGGGCGUGAGCUCACGCCGACAGGGGGAGAGAGGCCGCGGACAAAUGAAUGCCGAGACGAAACCCCCAGAGAGUCUGAUGAAGGUGCUCGACUGCGGAGGGAAGGGAGGCCAGACGAAGGCGUCUCCAGUCGUCAGCCUCCACCCACGGCCGACGAAGAUGCCGGAACGGUCUUCUCUAGCGACAUGGAAUAUUGCCUUGCUCUGAUCGGCGGAGCUGCGCCACGGAUGGGUUUCCGGGGUCUCCCGAAGCUGUCGCGGGAAGCGAAAGACAUACUCAGGGGAAUGCUCGCGGCGAGUCCGGACCGACGUCUCUCCUUAGAGGGUGUGAUGGCCCAUCCGUGGUUCAGGGGACCAACUGAGCAGCAGGCGCGUUUCGGCUCUCAGGCGCACUAG
Molecule: messenger RNA, 2469 nt
Organism: Neospora caninum
Lineage: Eukaryota; Apicomplexa; Conoidasida; Eucoccidiorida; Sarcocystidae
Product: Atypical MEK-related kinase (incomplete catalytic triad)
Exons: 10
Coding region: 1-2469 (822 amino acids)
Biological process (GO): protein phosphorylation; intracellular signal transduction
Cellular component (GO): cytoplasm
Molecular function (GO): protein serine/threonine kinase activity; ATP binding
Source: RefSeq, a predicted model, not a curated record